AUGGGGGGGAACAAAAAACGCAAGGAAUCCACGCCGUCGGUGGCGACGAUGUUUCGCGCCAAAGAAGACGGGCGGCCAUCUUUGGCCCACAGCCAGGCAGACUCCGGCUCAGACUCAGAGGGGAGCGAAGCAGAAAAAACCCCGGCCACCCCCCUCACCAAAGAGGACCUCCGGGCCAUGCUCAGGGAGAUAUCAGCAGACAUUAAAGCCUACACCGCAGCAGCCCUGGAGAAACAAAUCACAGGCCUCAAGAAAGAGCUGGAGGUACUGACCUCACGCACAGACCACAAUGAACGCCUGAUAAAGGACACCCAAACAAAAACCACAGCCCUCCACAAGGACACAGAGCUCCUGCAAGACAGAAUGCUCUACCUUGAAGACGGACUGGAGGACCUCAAUAACAGAUCCCGCAGACAAAAUAUAUGCAUCAGGGGCAUACCUGAAACAGUCCUUCCAGACGCCAUUCUCCCCACAAUCAAAGCAAUCUUCCAGUCCCUCCUCCCUAACGCCUCAGACCAAGAAUUAUACAUAGAAAGGGCACACAGAGCCCUGCGUCCCCCAACCUACAACCCCAACACACCACGGGAUAUCAUAACGAAACUCCUAUACUUUCCAGUCAAAGAACAGCUUAUGAAAGCGGCAAGAGCCCACCAGCCUACCUACGAAGACCAACAAAUACACUUCUAUCAGGACUUAGCACCGACCACACUGAAGAAACGCCGGGAGCUCAAGCCCCUUACCACAGCCCUGAUCGAAGCCGGAUGGCGCUACAUGUGGGGACACCCCUUCAAACUGUCGGUGAAAAAGGGGGAACAAUUAUUUACCCUCCAUCAGGUAGCAGAUAUGCAAGACUUUGCCGACCAUCUUGGGAUAACCUUACGCUACCCAGCACAAGACCCCAACCAAGCCACGAAAGAGACUGCGAGCCGCAGAGGAGGGCCCCGUACGCUCCCAACACGCCCGCAACCUAAGCGAGGGUCCCCGCCAACGCAACCAGAGCAAGACGACAUGAACACCUGA
Molecule: messenger RNA, 1020 nt
Organism: Pelobates cultripes (western spadefoot toad)
Lineage: Eukaryota; Metazoa; Chordata; Amphibia; Anura; Pelobatidae
Source: the annotation of a GenBank genome assembly